GGCCCCGAAAUGCUGCGGCUUCUCCGUUCCAAGGGUUUCCUCGCGCCGCCGCCGCCGCCAUGCCGUCGCACAAGACGUUCCAGAUCAAGAAGAAGCUGGCGAAGAAGAUGCGCCAGAACCGCCCCAUCCCGUACUGGAUCCGCAUGCGCACCGACAACACCAUCAGGUACAACGCGAAGCGCAGGCACUGGCGCCGCACCAAGCUCGGGUUCUGAGCUUGGGGAGGAGAGGAGGACGAGGCGCCGGACGCCGCUGCCCUGGGAAGAAGAAGAAGAAGGAGAAGCUAGGGCUUAUGGGUUGCGUCGUGUUCGUUUCGAGGUUUUGCCUGUCCUGAAGAGACUAUCAGUAGCUGUGUGUAUCUUGGAGCAUCAUAAUUUUGCUGAUUAAAGAACCACUUUCUUAUCCUGCCUAAAGUUGUCUGAAUUUUAUCUCAGCUGCAGUGGAUUGAUCAGUUGAACUCCCUUGUUAGCAUAAUCUGAAUAUCUGAUUAUCUGCA
Messenger RNA from Oryza sativa Japonica Group (Japanese rice), 496 nucleotides. The record is from RefSeq and is a predicted model, not a curated record. Lineage: Eukaryota; Viridiplantae; Streptophyta; Magnoliopsida; Poales; Poaceae.